Molecule: messenger RNA, 3017 nt
Organism: Ceratina calcarata
Lineage: Eukaryota; Metazoa; Arthropoda; Insecta; Hymenoptera; Apidae
Product: PAX3- and PAX7-binding protein 1
Exons: 17
Coding region: 266-2740 (824 amino acids)
Biological process (GO): mRNA splicing, via spliceosome; spliceosomal complex disassembly
Cellular component (GO): U2-type post-mRNA release spliceosomal complex; nucleus
Molecular function (GO): DNA binding
Source: RefSeq, a predicted model, not a curated record
GUUUAAUCCAUAUCCAUAUUCAUAUUACAAUUUCAUGAAUUUUAUUUCGCAAAGGUGUCGUAUUUUCCCGAUGGUUGUUGCGUAUUUACGGAUUUAAAUAUACGUUACGCGAGAACGUGGACGUGCAUUUUGUAGAGAUUUUUCUUAUAUCGCCUUAUGCGCUGUGAAAUUUCGGAAUAUCUUUUUUAUCAUUUGUAAUAUCUGAAAGGUGGUUCAAUCUAGGGUUAGCGUAUUUGUGGAUCGGGCUGGUUCAUGUUUGAGGACAAUGUCGUUAUUUAAUAAACCGAAGAGAAACAUCCGUCGUCGGCCUUUCAACGACGACGACGAGGAUAAUGAAAACAGGAUGGAAGUGGAGGACGCCCAGCCUGUAAAGUCGAAGGCAAAGAAGAAGGAAAAGCCAAAGCAGACGCUCCUCAGUUUUGGAGAGGAGCUGGAAGAAGCGGAUGAUGGGGAAGUCUUUAAAGUGAAGAAAUCAUCGAGGAGCAAAAAAUUGAUGAAACAACUUGAUCACGAAAGGAGAAAAAAGAAAGGUGAAGAGAAAAUGCAAGUGGACUCUGAGCAAGCGAACAUGUCCAUUAAACAGGAAAAAGAUUUAGAAAUAAAGACAGAUGAUCUAGUAGUUAAAAUAAAGAAUACUGGCCCCUUGAUUUUAAAUGGACGAGCUGCACUGGCAGCAGGAAAAGAUGAUUAUACGUCAGAUGAAGAGGAAGACGAUGCACGCGGUCAUAAGUUCAGGAGGAACACCGAUAAAGCUGAUACAAUGAAAAUUCUUCUUGAAAGCGGUUGUAUCCCGGAUGCUGCAAUGAUUCAUGCUGCUAGGAAAUGCAGACAGAAAGCAAGAGAGUUGGGAACUGAUUAUAUUCCUAUUGAAGAACAGAGUGAAGAUAAAGGCAAAUCGAGACUUAUCAGAGAAGAGGAUCAUGAUAGAAGCGAUGACGAUGAUUCACAGGAUCGAAUUGAUAUGACUGUUAACACUGAAGCCCGCGAUAAAGAGAAAAGGAGGGAAGCAUUUCUUGCUUCUCAAGUUCCAAUAAAACUAUCUGACGACGAGAGUGAACAUGAAAAUGAAGAAGAAGAAUGGGAAGCUCAACAAAUUAGGAAAGGUGUAACUGGUGCACAGAUUGCAGCAGCACAGCAAGAUUCUAUGAUGCAACACCAAUAUUCAAUGGGUAUGAACAUGAAUCCAAUGAUGGGAAGUGGAAUAUCGUUGGAAAUGGUGAUGAUGCCAGCUCCACCGCCUCCUCCAUCGAUUCAACCACCAGACCCAACAAAAAUAGUACCGAUCACUCCUCAAGAAGUUGUUAAUAAAAUGCGAGCAAGAUUGGAGAGUUUGAAAGAAGUAUACCGGCGACAUCAGUUAGAUCAGGACCGCUUAGAGCAAGAGUUAGGACAGACAAUGAAAGAACUGGACGAUGGUGAAACACGUGCACCGCAGCUUGCACAACGCUUCAGAUAUUACCAAGAGUUGCGUGGGUAUGUCACUGACUUGGUAGAGUGUCUUGAUGAGAAGCUGCCGCUGGUCGUUGGAUUGGAGCAACGCUGGUUAGAACUUUAUAGUGAACGUACAGUUGAACUAAUGGAGAGAAGACGGCAGGAUACGAGGGAUCAAGCGGAAGAAAUUACAACAGCUGCAAGAGGGCAACCGAUACGUAGAGGACCGGAGAUUGAAGCUCGUAUUCGUCGAGCCACGGAAAGAGAAGGAAGAAGAGCUCGUCGAAGAAGAGCCAGGGAAUUAGCUCCCACAUUGCCAAAACAUAUCGAUGGAAUGUCUAGCGACGACGAAGUUACCGAACAACAAAAUCUUGCGUUUAAACAAACGAAAGACGAGAUCGAUAAUGAAAGUAAGGAAAUAUUUUCUGAUGUCAUGGACGAAUAUUGUACAAUAAGAGGAAUACUUUCGAAAUUAGAAUCUUGGAGGGAAACUGAUAGAGAUGCUUACAUGGAGGCUUACGUCUCUCUAUGCAUACCGAAAAUAAUUUCUCCUAUCGUUAGAUUGCAAUUGCUUACGUGGAAUCCUAUUAUGGAAAGCGCAGACAUUGAAAGAACAAAAUGGUACAAUACGUUGCUUCUGUAUGCAUUAGAUAAUAAAGAAACGGAAGAAUCAUUGAAAGCAGAUCCGGAUGUGAGAUUGGUACCAUACACAGUUGAAAAAAUUGUUUUACCGAAAUUGACGUCUAUAGUCGAACGAAUAUGGGAUCCCAUGUCCACGUCACAAACCUUACGACUUGUAGGCACGGUGAAUCGCCUGAUUAGAGAAUAUCCAAACUUAAACGAUACCAGUAAACCACUGGAAACGUUAUUUAAUACCAUAUUGGAGAAAAUAAAAUCAGCAGUCGAAAAUGAUGUUUUCAUACCAAUUUUCCCGAAGCAAGUGCUGGACACUAAGCAUCAAUUUUUUCAACGACAGUUCGCAAUGGCUGUGAAGCUUUUGAGAAACUUAUUAAGCUGGCAGGGUCUCCUUGGAGAUACGCAAUUGAAAAAUCUAGCGCUUGGUUCAUUGUUAAACCGGUACCUUCUAGCGGGUUUGAGAGUAUCCGUUCCCACUGACGCUUUAUUUAAAGCAAACAUGGUAAUGAGCACACUUCCCCGUGCUUGGCUGCAAGGUGAGACGAUAGAACAUCUUAGAAUGUUUGCUACACUCAUUCAACAACUUAGUGAACAAUUGGAUCAAGCAAACCCAGCGCAUAACGAAGCCUGGGAAUAUUCGAAAUCGAUUUUGAAAAUAAUCAAACCAUUAUAAUAAUGUAUCACAUAUAUAUGCAUUUCUUAAAUAAUACUUGCUGAUAUUUUUAUUUCAUUAAUAAACGUCUGCUUAUAGUUUUAUACGCAUACUGAAAAACUCCUGUACAUGGUAAAUUGCAGUACAAUUAGACAUGUAAUAUAUAUACAUACAUAUAUAUAUAAAAGUGUAAUUUUGUAUAGAAAUAAAUUAAAUAAGAUUCUAUAAUAUAGCACAUUUUCCACUAAUGUAAAUAAAUAAAUCUAGAAGUUAUGUUGAAAUAAAUAUGUAAAUAUGA